AGCCCCCCCAAGGUGAAAGGGUGCCAUUGAGGGACCCUGCAAACGGAGACGUCUGCUACCCAACAACACUCAAUGUGACUGCCAGAGGGAGAUAUGCCAUCUGGAUGACUACACUGUCUGCCUGUCUGCCUGUCUGUCGGAUAUACACACUAGUCUAGUGCACCCUGUUGAUCUCUAAUUUUCUCUCCAUUUUUAUUGCUCCCCCCUCUCUCUCUCCCUCUCCAGACUUCCCAUCUGAAUGUGAUUUAAGUUCAGGCUUUGGGGAGGCAGGUCCGCUGGGGGAGGCAUAGGAGGAAAUUGAGAGGAAGUGCACACAAUUUGUUUUAUAGGACUGGCGCUUGCACCGUGUCUGGAGCUCGGACCAGUGGAAAAGUUAAACCAACGGGUGCUGCAGAGCGAGGGAGAGAGAGAGCUGCCUGUGUCGCAGAGAGACUUCACUACAGACAGGACAGGAAGAGACAGAGAGUGAGAGGGAGCAGUGCUCCACUGGACUUAUACACAGACAUGUCUGCUACUAGAGCUCUGCCCUGCCUCUGCCUUCUACUCUCCAUCGUCCUCUCAGGGAUCGUCUGCCCAGCGACUUCCAUUGGUUUACAUUGGGAACAGCAGUCGGUGAUGAAAGUGUGUGCAAAAGGAUAUUUCCUCAGUAACCAGAAAAAAUGCCUACCAUGUAACUGCAAAGCCCAUUCAGAAACUUGUGAAGAUAUCACAGGUGUUUGUAUAUCAUGUCAGGACCACACCACUGGGGAUUUCUGUGAAAUAUGUGAGGAUGGAUACAUGCCUGACGUCUCCACAUAUGGACGACACUCCUGCCGGCCGUGCGCCUGUCCCCUCUCUAGCCCCUCCAACAACUUCGCAGAGCAUUGUGACAGAAGCAGUAACAUCCUACGAUGCAAGUGCCUAGAGGGCUAUGCUGGACAUUACUGUGAGAGAUGUGCUCCAGGUUUCUACGGCAACCCCAUGGUGAUCGGUGACUCCUGUAAGAGUUGUGACUGUAACGGUAACUCAGACCCCAACCACAUCUUCAAUGAGUGCCACAACGUGACCGGCUUCUGUCAGAAUUGCUGGGGGGACACGGCCGGAGCCAACUGUGAACGGUGUGCCCCGGGUUUCUACGGCGACGCCAUCAGUGCCAAGAACUGCAGAGCGUGCGAGUGCAGUAAGUGUGGAACAGCUUCGUGUGAUGACAGGACAGGGACGUGUCACUGUAAGCCUGGUGUCACCGGCCAACUCUGUGACCAAUGUGAGGAGGGCCACACAGGUUUCAAUAACUGUCAGGGCUGCCAGAGGUGUGACUGUGGACCUGCCGGUCUCCGGCCCACCUGUCAUCCUCUGACCCACAGCUGCCAGUGCCAACCAGGGGCCGGAGGCCGAUACUGCGAGCGUUGCCUCCCAGACCACUGGAACUACGGCCCCUCAGGGUGUCAAAAAUGUGACUGUGCUAGCAGCCACUGUGACAUGCACACUGGGGAGUGUCUCCCUGAAGCCGCCACGAUCAAUCUCUGCAACAUCAGUUGUGAUGAGUGUAUCUGGCACCUGAUUGGUGACCUGAGGUUGUCCAAUAAGACGCUGGACCAGAUGAGGGUCAGUGUGUUGAACAUCUCCACUGGGGCUGCAGCCAACGACAGGCUCAAGUACUACAACUACACUGCCCAACGUCUGCAGACUCAGUUUGUGAACUGGAGGAAUAAGUCAGCUCUGAUGAGGACCCAGACAGGGCAGCUGGAGGGGGCCAGUGCUGCUCUACUCUUAGACAUCAACCAUCUGGCAGAGACGGAGAGUGCAGUGAAGUUCUUGGGGGAAAGAGUGGAUGAAGACACAAUAGAGAGUGUCACUCUGGCUGACGAGCUGACCACUAACCUCACCACCCUCAACGUGCUGAUUGAAGAGAUGAUCAGUGACUGGGAGCUGUACAGUGUCCAUCAGGACCUGGACCCAGAGAUCAUCAGACAGAAGACAGCUAUGGCCGAGGGCAUGGUGGCCUGGAUGAAGAAACUGGACCUUUCUCCACGAGAGCCCAUUGCCACCGAUGAGUCCACCGAGGCCCACGACCUCCUUAGACGCAUGCGUCAACUGGAUAAGAACCUGAUCAGUACGGACAGCCGCGUGGCCCCGGUACGGGAGGUGCUCUCCCGCUUCACCAACAAGCUCUCUGAGGCCCAGGAGAUCCUCCAGAAGGCUGCCAACACUGUCCAGGAGACUGAGGACAUGAACAAAGCCAACACCGUCAAAUUCCAGAGGAGUGAGGCCAAGCAGCAGGAGCUGAUAGAGAACUACAAAGCUGUGAAUGACACCUUGCAGAUGGCUAAAGACCUUAUAGUGGACACUGAAAAUACUGUGCCAGAGAUGGAUCUCCUUGUGCAGAACGUGACUGAGUACCACGCUGCGAUCGAUGGCGCAAGCAAGCGGCUGCAGGAGAAGACUGAGGCGCUGUCCCUGGCAGACAGAGACCUGGUCCAAAGAGCCCAGGACCGCGCAGAGGACCUCCAGAGUCAAGCGGAUGAGCUGGAGUAUAAUCUGAAACGAAGUGAUGCCAAUGGAUUUGUGCAGAAGGCUCUGGUUGCAGCCAAUGUGUACAACAACAUAGUCCAGUAUAUCGAAGAGGCCAACAUCACUGGACUGACAACAAUGGAUUUAGCAACAAGAGCUAAGGAUGCCAGCACUGGGAUCAACACCCAGCUGGGGUUUCUGAAGACCCAGAGUGACAACAUCUUCAAGGAAUCUGUUUCAUUGCGCUCUGAGCAAUUCGAGGUUGAAGCUGAGGUUCUGGACAAGAUUAAAUACAUUGAGGAGACCAAGGAGACCAUGGAGGACAACACCAAAAAACUAGCUGUAGUACUGAAAGAUAUCAAGGGAAUUGAGCCAGACAGAACCACCAAGCGUCUGGAGCUCACCAAGGAGGUUGCUGAAGGCACCCUGAACCGCUCAGUGGAGGUCCUGGAGACCAUCACCCCCAUCCACGAGAAGGUAGAGGAGUGGGCCAUCAACAUGAAGAACCAAGAUUACUCUGCUGCAGCCUUCGACCGCGCUGUAGUCUCCGCUGGGGAAGCAGUGGAGAACCUGUCUGAGCUGGUCCCUGAGCUGCUGGAUAAGCUGCGUGUGGUGGAGGAGAAGAACCCAGUGAACAAUGUGACCACGAACAUCAUGAGGAUCAGAGAGCUCAUCGCCCAGGCCAGGAGUGUGGCCAAGAAGGUCCAAGUGUCCAUGAAGUUCAACGGUCAGUCGUCGGUUCAGGUGCAGCCCCACACCAACCUGAAGGACCUGAAGACAGUGACCACCAUCAGCCUGUUCAUCAGGGUGGACCCAGAUAAGGACCCUAUCGAGGACCGCUUCAUCUUCUAUCUGGGAGACAGAAACGGUAGGAAGGACUACAUGGGUCUGGCAAUCAAGAAUGACAACCUGGUGUACGUCUACAACCUGGGAGGGGAAGAUGUCGAGAUCUCACUUGGUUCGAAGCCUGUCAGCCAAUGGCCUCCAGUCUUUAACCUCAUCAAAGUGGAGAGGCUGGGCAGACAUGGCAAAGUGUUCCUGACCGUACCCAGUCAGACAUCCACUGACGAGCAGAAAUUCAUUCAGAAGGGAGAAGCCUUUGGCACCGACUCCCUGUUCGAUCUGGACCCUGAAGACACUGUCUUCUUCAUGGGUGGCGUCCCCGCUGAUGUCAGGCUUCCACCUGCACUCAGCCUAGCUCCUUUCGUGGGCUGCAUCGAGUUGGCCUCUUUGAAUAACGAUGUCAUCAGUCUGUACAAUUUCAAACAGACCCACAAGAUGGAUGUAGUUGCUUCAACACCUUGUCCCAGGUAUAAGCUGGCAUUCUCACAAAGUCGUAUCGCCAGCUACCUGUUUGACGGAACUGGAUAUGCCCUCAUCAACAACAUGGAGAGGAGGGGUAAAUUUGGCAUUGUCACCCGGUUUGACAUUGCUGUUCGGACAGUAGCAAACAACGGCAUCCUGUUACUCAUGGUCAAUGGGGACAACGUCUUCCUGUUAGAGUUGAAGAAUGGCUUCCUACGUCUCAUGUAUGACUUUGGCUUCAGUGGAGGCCCAAUCGUCAUGGAGAGUAACUCACCCAAACUACAGAUCAAUGACGCAAGAUACCAUGAGGUGUCAGUGAUCUAUCAUUACUCCAAGAAGAUCAUUCUAUUGGUGGACAAGAGUCACGUGAAGUCCAUGGAGAACGAGAAAAAAACUCUGCCCUUCUCCGAUAUCUACAUAGGAGGAGCCCCCUCGCGCAUUCUCCUCUCCAGGCCUGAUAUGUCCUCCCUGGUGGGGCUGAAGGGGUGUGUGAAGGGCUUCCAGUUCCAGAAGAAAGACUUUAACCUCCUGGAAGAACCUGGCACUAUUGGCAUCAGCAGCGGUUGUCCUGAGGAGUCUUUUAUGUCCCGUAAAGCCUACUUCACUGGAGAGAGCUACCUGGGGUCUGCGGCAAAGAUAUCUCCUUUUGACGCCUUCGAGGGAGGCCUUAACUUCAGAACACUGCAGCCUACUGGUCUCAUGUUCUACCACAGCGAAGGGUCUGAUGAGUUUACCAUCUCCCUUGAGAAUGGAGCAGUGGUAUUGAACUCCAGAGGCACCAGGGUCAAAUCACAGAAGAAGCAGUACAAUGAUGGAGUGACCCAUUUCCUGGUAGCUUCAGUGAAUAAUGACAAAUAUGAGCUGGUGGUGGAUGACAAAGACAAGCAUGAGAAGAAACGUCCGACUACUGCCCCCUCAGCCUCCACAGUGAAGAACUUCUACUUCGGAGGCUCUCCCAGCAGCAGCAUGAAGAACUUCACUGGCUGCAUCAGCUAUGCCUACAUCAGCAGACAAGACAGAGACAUUGAGCCAGAGGACUUUCAGAAGUACACUGAGAAUGUCCAGACCUCUCUGCAAGACUGCCCUGUGAAGCGACCGCCCGCUGCCCUGCUCUCAAAGCAAAGCAAGGACUCUGCCAAACCCAAGCCGGGCCAUACAAGGAAGGUGGGCAGAGAUAAGUCCAACCUCCCACAAGGCCUGUUGGGACUGAAGAGUGAUGACCAGGAGCCAGGAGAGACAGAGGAGACGCCCUGCUACCUGUCCCCCAGGCCCCGUGCCACCCGCCACGCCUACCACUACGGGGGCACUGCCAACAGUAGGCAGGAGUUCACAGACAUCCCAGGGUCCCUCUCUGAGAGGUCUCACUUCUCCCUGUCCCUGAAGACCCAGUCCUCCUUUGGCAUAAUCUUUUAUGCAUCAGAUGAGGCGGAGGACAACUUUAUGGCUCUCUUCCUGGCCCAUGGCAAGCUGGUGUACACAUUCAACCUGGGUCAGCAGAGGGUCAAGAUCAAGAGCCUGGAGAAGUACAACGAUGGAGCAUGGCACAAUGUUAUUUUUAUCCGUGAUGGGAAUCUAGGCCGAUUAGUCAUUGAUGGGCUGACAGUGCUGGAGGACAGAGCUCAGGACUCCAACGUUUCCUGGCACGUCAGCAGCCACCUCUACUUGGGAGGGGUGCCCCCAGGGAGGGCCCAGAAGAACAUACAGAGAAACUCUGCGUACAGCUUCACUGGCUGUGUGAAGAACCUCCAGCUGAACGGCCAAUGGCUGUCCUCCGUGUCCCAGACCUUCGGGGUGACGCCGUGCUUCGAGGGACUCUCCGAGCCGGGGAUAUACUUCUCCGAAGAGGGGGGAUAUGUCGCCUUGGAUGACACGUUCAACCUGGGGCUGAAGUUUGAGCUGGUGGUAGAGGUGCGCCCCCGUGUGGCGUCAGGGGUGCUACUGCACGUGUACACAGCAGCCGAGGAGUACCUCACCAUGUAUAUCCAUCAAAAAGCGGUGGUGGUGCAGGUGAACAAUGGAGUUCGUGAGUUCUUCACUCAGGUCACUCCUAGACUAGGCCUGUGUGAUGGGAGCUGGCACAGGGUCACAGUGAUCCGAGAUGCCAAUGUUGUCCAGCUGGAUGUGGACUCAGAGGUCAAUCAUGUGGUGGGACCACUCAACCCCAGCGCCCAGAGUGCCAGGACCCCUGUGUUCAUUGGUGGAGCACCAGAAUCUCUUCUUCCAGAGGGCGUUGCGACUAGGAGGGCCUACACAGGCUGUAUGAGGAACCUGACUGUGAACGAGAGCCAAGUGAGCUUCAGCAAAGCUGCCCUGGUCAUCGGGGCCGUCAGUGUGGGCUCCUGUCCAGCUGCCUAAAGGGCCUGUCAUAACCAAUACAGUCCAGCUCUCCAGCAACAAGACUGAACAAAUUCUGCUUCAUAAGUAGUUUCCACACUGUCAAUAAAGUGUUUUAUUAAAUUGUCUAUCCUUGUCCACCAACGCAAGGUUUGUUGUUCUUUAGUCAAGAGAAUGACCCAGAAAUGUAAACCACCCUCCCAUAUGAAUUAGUCUAGUUUCACAUGAGAAAAAAUAACUGUUUUCCAAAGGUUCCCAGUGAUUUUGUUUCUUUCAAGGACUGCAACAUGUUGUGAUUAAGGACCACUGCAUUUCCAGUGCUCAUAUUAUAGCCAACUGAAGAAGGCUUGUAAAUGUAUCUUCAUUCUCUUAAUCUACAUUGACAGUACUCAUAAAUCACACUCCCACUCCAAAGGGAUGGGUUUGGGUUUGGUUGAUAGGACCCUAAAGUAUAGUUUUUGUUUAGCCAAAGAGAGUUGUGAUGUACUGUAGAAGUGCCCUCAACUCCAGUUCCAGACAAUGCUUCCACCACCCUAUUUUGUCAUCUCGAUGUAGCCACAUCUUUGUCUUCUCAAUGUUUUUAUUGUAAUUUUCAAAGAUUUACAAGUUCAUGUCAAAUAAUGGUUUAGAACAAAACAGCCAUACAAUACAUAACAUAAUACAACACAGACAAUAUACAAAAAAAGGAAUAAAAAGAAAUACAUAAAUAAAUUGGUGGUAAGGAAAUGGCAGUCACUAGAGAGGGCCACAUCCGCAUGUAACAAAAUAGUCUUCAUUGCUUUGUCACCGAGUUGUUUUUCUACCUUUUUUCUGCUGAAUAAAAUUAAUAUUCUAAAA
Molecule: messenger RNA, 6966 nt
Organism: Coregonus clupeaformis (lake whitefish)
Lineage: Eukaryota; Metazoa; Chordata; Actinopteri; Salmoniformes; Salmonidae
Product: laminin subunit alpha-4
Exons: 40
Coding region: 505-6150 (1881 amino acids)
Biological process (GO): regulation of embryonic development; regulation of cell migration; cell adhesion
Molecular function (GO): signaling receptor binding
Source: RefSeq, a predicted model, not a curated record